Messenger RNA from Brassica oleracea var. oleracea, 570 nucleotides. RefSeq lists its product as uncharacterized. Lineage: Eukaryota; Viridiplantae; Streptophyta; Magnoliopsida; Brassicales; Brassicaceae. The transcript has a single exon. The record is from RefSeq and is a predicted model, not a curated record. The coding region runs from base 1 to 570 and encodes 189 amino acids.
AUGAAACAAACUGCAGACCGCAAACGACGUGAUGUUUCUUUUGCUGUCGGUGAUUGGGUCUUCUUACGCUUGCAACCAUACCGACAACACACCAUCUUCCGACGGUCCUCACAGAAGCUAUCUACUCGAUACUUUGGUCCUUUUCAGGUUCUCGCCCGUAUUGGCACAGUCGCCUAUCGCCUGAAACUCCCUGACGGAACAAGAGUUCAUCCGGUCCUCCAUGUGUCCCUAUUGAAGAAGCGCUUGGGCAGUGAUACACCUGAAGCAGGUACAUUACCUCCUCUCCGCACAAACAGCCAGCUCAAGCUUAAUCCUGAGGUCAUUCUAGAGUAUCGUACGUUGGAUAACGUAGGCAACAAGGUAUGUGAAGCUUUGGUGAAGUGGCAAGAUUUGCCAAUUGAAGAGGCUACGUGGGAAUGUAUUGGUCAACUUCGCAAGAGUUUCCCAACACUGAAUCUUGAGGACAAAAUUCUUUUCGAGAGCGGGUGUAAUGAUGGAGUUACAGCUGACAAAGACACUGAAGUAGAAGAACCAGAAGCACAUGAACCGAACCAGAGGAUGUCAAACUGA